Molecule: messenger RNA, 596 nt
Organism: Daldinia caldariorum
Lineage: Eukaryota; Fungi; Ascomycota; Sordariomycetes; Xylariales; Hypoxylaceae
Exons: 3
Coding region: 124-486 (120 amino acids)
Source: RefSeq, a predicted model, not a curated record
AAUUACCGUAUUUUAUAAAUACCAACGUUAUGGCAGUAAUUAGUAUUAGGUAUCUCGAUCUAUCCUGGUUUAUCUAGAGUCGGUGCCACAUCGAAGCAACAACCUUCUUUCGUAUGGAGAUUGAUGUUUGAUGUUCACAAGCUAGAGACCUUAUUACUAUUAAGCUGCCGCGCUAGGAUUCUACUAUGCUCAUUGUUUUUUUUCCAUGUCUCUCGGUUAAUUGUACUUCUUAAGUCGGCAUUAACAGACAUUUCAAAUGGCUCAUAUCUUUUUCGGACUUCCAUCGCCCUAAAUUUCUCAAGAGACAUCUCGGGUGAUAAUGAUCCUCUCGUCUAUUGGCCGAUAAUCUCGCCAAUGCCAAAGCCUACACUGCACGUCAACGUUAUCGAACCGAGUAAGACGAUAGCAUGCGGCUCCGAAGCGAAUAAUUUCUUUCGCAUAGCGUCGGUAGUGUUGCGAAACCUCAAACGACAUUGCUUCGCAUAAAAACCAAUGACCUCGGAGGCGGUCCCGAUGGGACUGAUAAUAAACCACCGGGAAUCCUUAGGUGAAGGGGUAUCUCUUAUCGUUGUCACCACCCCAGAACCCCACCACAG